Molecule: messenger RNA, 2800 nt
Organism: Balaenoptera musculus (blue whale)
Lineage: Eukaryota; Metazoa; Chordata; Mammalia; Artiodactyla; Balaenopteridae
Gene: ACVR1B
Product: activin A receptor type 1B
Exons: 10
Coding region: 37-1677 (546 amino acids)
Biological process (GO): protein phosphorylation; nervous system development; activin receptor signaling pathway
Cellular component (GO): plasma membrane; activin receptor complex
Molecular function (GO): ATP binding; activin receptor activity, type I; activin binding
Source: RefSeq, a predicted model, not a curated record
GCGGCGGCGGCGGCGGUGGCGGCGGCGGCGGUUACUAUGGCGGAGUCGUCCGGAGCCUCCUCCUUCUUCCCCCUUGUUGUUCUCCUGCUUGCCGGCAGCGGCGGGUCCGGGCCCCGGGGGAUCCAGGCUCUGCUCUGUGCGUGCACCAGCUGCUCACAGGCCAACAACACGUGUGAGACAGAUGGGGCCUGCAUGGUUUCCAUUUUCAACCUGGACGGGAUGGAGCACCAUGUGCGCACCUGCAUCCCCAAAGUGGAGCUGGUCCCCGCUGGGAAGCCCUUCUACUGCCUGAGCUCCGAGGAUCUGCGCAACACGCACUGCUGCUACACUGACUUCUGCAACAAGAUCGACCUGAGGGUGCCCAGCGGUCACCUCAAGGAGCCUGAGCACCCGUCCAUGUGGGGCCCUGUGGAGCUGGUGGGCAUUAUUGCCGGCCCAGUGUUCCUCCUGUUUCUCAUCAUCAUCAUUGUUUUCCUUGUCAUUAACUAUCAUCAGCGCGUCUAUCACAACCGCCAGAGGCUGGACAUGGAGGACCCCUCGUGUGAGAUGUGUCUCUCCAAGGACAAGACGCUCCAGGAUCUCGUCUACGACCUCUCCACGUCGGGGUCUGGCUCAGGGUUACCCCUUUUUGUCCAACGCACAGUGGCCCGAACCAUCGUUUUACAGGAGAUUAUUGGCAAGGGCCGGUUCGGAGAAGUGUGGCGUGGCCGCUGGAGGGGUGGUGAUGUGGCUGUGAAAAUAUUCUCUUCUCGUGAAGAGCGGUCUUGGUUCCGGGAAGCAGAGAUAUACCAGACAGUCAUGCUGCGCCAUGAAAACAUCCUUGGGUUUAUUGCUGCUGACAAUAAAGCAGGCUGCUCAUUCCUCACAUUGCCAUGGCGGUUUGUAGUGGCCUCAGCUGCCCCCAGGCUGAAGAGACUUGACCUCUCACGCAAGGGAGGAAGGGGAAGAGAGAAUUCCUUACUCCCUCUGAAUAACGGCACCUGGACACAGCUGUGGCUUGUCUCGGACUAUCAUGAGCACGGCUCCCUGUUUGACUAUCUAAACCGGUACACGGUGACCAUCGAGGGGAUGAUUAAGCUGGCCUUGUCUGCUGCGAGCGGUCUGGCGCACCUGCACAUGGAGAUUGUGGGCACCCAAGGGAAGCCUGGAAUUGCUCAUCGAGACUUAAAGUCAAAGAACAUCUUGGUGAAGAAAAAUGGCAUGUGUGCCAUCGCAGACCUGGGCCUGGCUGUCCGUCACGAUGCAGUCACAGACACCAUUGACAUUGCCCCCAACCAGAGGGUGGGAACCAAACGAUACAUGGCCCCCGAAGUACUUGAUGAAACCAUCAACAUGAAGCACUUCGACUCCUUUAAGUGUGCUGAUAUCUAUGCCCUUGGGCUCGUGUACUGGGAGAUUGCUCGAAGAUGCAACUCUGGAGGAGUCCAUGAGGAAUAUCAGCUGCCAUAUUAUGACCUAGUGCCCUCUGACCCUUCCAUUGAGGAGAUGCGGAAGGUAGUAUGCGACCAGAAGCUCCGCCCCAACAUCCCCAACUGGUGGCAGAGUUAUGAGGCGCUGCGGGUGAUGGGGAAGAUGAUGCGGGAGUGCUGGUACGCCAACGGCGCAGCCCGCCUGACCGCGCUGCGCAUCAAGAAGACCCUCUCCCAGCUCAGCGUGCAGGAGGACGUGAAGAUCUAGCUGCCCCUCCCCACACGCUGCCGGGCAGCGGGACCUACAGCCGAGCUGCCUGCCGUGUUGAGCGUCCGAUGGAGGCCUACCUCUCGUUUCUGCCCAGCCCUCUGUGGCCAGGAGCCUGGCCCGCAAGAGGGACAGAGCCCGGGAGACUCGCUCACUCCCACAUUGGGUUUGAGACACAGACACCUUUUAUAUUUACCUCCUAGUGGCACGGAGCCUCUGAGAGCAAAUGGUGUGGAGAACUCAGUGCCACAGCCUGGACCGGCUGUAGUGGGAAGUUCUGCAAAGCCCGGUGCACCUGGCGAGAAGCCUGGCGUGGUGACGGGCGGCCUGGGAGGGCCCGGGAGGAGCGAGCGUGGCCCCUGCUGAGCGGCACCGAGGGCUUUCCUCUGGGACCAACCCCAGCGCAGCGAGGCAGCCCGGGGAACCAGAAGGAUGGCCCCUCUCGGCAGCGCCGGGCCUCGUGCUCCCCUCCGCCCCGUCGGGACACCUGGAGGGACUGCCAGUGCCCGUCUGUCCAGCCGUGUAUGCAUGUGCCGAGGUGCGUCCCCUGUUGUGCCUGGUCUGUGCCACGCCCUUACACGUGUGUGUGUGUGUGCGUGUGUGUGUGUGUCUGUAGGUGCGCACUUACCUGCUUGAGCUUUCUGUGCAUGUGCAGGUCAGGGGUGUGGUCGUCAUGCCGGCUCUGCGUGCUGGGGCCUCUGUUCAGUAGUGAGCAGCGUCUGGUUUCCCUGGGGCCCCUCCCGGAGGUCUCCCUCCCCUCCCUUCCAGAAGCCCCACUCCACGGUGGGUCUCCCUCCCCUGUGUCGCCUGGCCCUCCUUCUCCAUUUCAGACUGUGGAACCAAAGCUGGCCCGGUUGUCUGUGGCAGGCAAGGCUUUUGGGUCCAAAUGUGAGGGAGGCGGGGUGGGAUGGGCAGGGGGAGAAUCUUGGUGGAAGUCUGGGGUGUUGUGGUCAGCGGCCACCGUGGGAAAUGAGCCAGCCUAAGGGCAUCGUCCUCGGCAGCGUCAAGGAAGGGCCGAGGAAUUUGAAGCCCAGAUCUUGGGACUCAGAUCGGAAUGUCACAUCUGUCUUUCAUAUCCCAGAUUCUGGAAACAGCAGUGUAUAUUUUUGGUGGUAGUGGAUUU